This is a messenger RNA of Varanus komodoensis (Komodo dragon), 1067 nucleotides long. Its product is annotated as claudin-3-like. The record is from RefSeq and is a predicted model, not a curated record. Lineage: Eukaryota; Metazoa; Chordata; Lepidosauria; Squamata; Varanidae. The coding region runs from base 100 to 744 and encodes 214 amino acids. Gene Ontology annotation, biological process: cell adhesion; bicellular tight junction assembly. The transcript has a single exon. Gene Ontology annotation, cellular component: plasma membrane; bicellular tight junction. Gene Ontology annotation, molecular function: structural molecule activity.
GAGGGCUAUAAAUCAGCCCGGAGCUCAGGAGCUGGGCAACGCUGCCCAGAGCCGUGCACAAGGAAGCGAGGAGGCGGGCGGGCGCGGGCGGGCGGCAGCAUGUCGAUGGGCCUGGAGAUCGGUGGCGUGGCGCUGUCCUUCCUGGGCUGGGUGGGCACCGUCCUGUGCUGCGGGCUGCCCAUGUGGCGGGUGACGGCCUUCAUCGGCUACAACAUCGUCACGGCGCAGUUCACCUGGGAGGGGCUGUGGAUGAACUGCGUGGUCCAGAGCACCGGGCAGAUGCAGUGCAAGGUCUACGACUCCAUGCUGGCCCUGCCGCAGGACCUGCAGGCCGCCCGGGCCCUGGUGGUCAUCGCCAUCGUCCUGGGGGCCCUGGGGGUCCUCGUCUUCCUGAUGGGGGCACAGUGCACGCGCUGCAUCGAGGAGGAGCCCACCAAGUCCAAGGUCACCAUCGUCUCCGGGGUCGUCUUCCUGGUGGCCGGCUUCAUGACCCUCAUCCCCGUCUCCUGGUCGGCCAACCAGAUCAUCCGCGACUUCUACAACACGGCCGUGCCCCAGGCGCUGAAAAGGGAGCUGGGGGCCGCGCUCUACAUCGGCUGGGCCGCCGCAGCCCUCCUCCUCUUCGGCGGGUCCUUGCUCUGCUGCUCCUGCCCCCCCAAGGAGGCCAAGUACAGACCGGCCAACACCAUCUACUCGGCACCCAAGUCCACCAUGGCCAGCUAUGACAAGAAAAACUACGUCUGAACUGGGAGCGGGCGGACCUCGGUGUGCCCGCUGGGACACGCGUGACUCUGCCUUCGCAAAGGCACGGACUGCCCCCACGGUGUGUCCGCAGAGGGGCUCGCAGGCAGCGGCAACAAGAACUGCAGACGCACCCUGAGCCGACAGGAACCGGGCUUGUGUACGGCCCUGGACAAGGCUCCACCCCACACAGCUAAGGGGGAAAGGGGCUCCGCCAGCGCCAUUUUCCUGUCUGUCCCAUGCGUAACGCUGGCGCUCGAACUGAGGUACCCCCUGCCUCCGGGACCCUGCUGCUGAGCCCGGCCUCACCGCCCGCGCAUCAUCCC